Daphnia pulex (common water flea) is the source of this 1439-nucleotide messenger RNA. RefSeq names its product neuroligin-4, X-linked-like. NCBI's taxonomy places the organism in Eukaryota, Metazoa, Arthropoda, Branchiopoda, Diplostraca, Daphniidae. The record is from RefSeq and is a predicted model, not a curated record.
AUGAUUAAUUUUGGUUUUAUUGCGCCAGGAUUCCUUUCACUAGACACGGAAGAAAUUCCAGGAAAUGCCGGCAUGGCUGAUCAGGUCGAAGCGUUGCGUUGGGUCCAGAAAUUCAUCAAAUAUUUUGGUGGAGACAAGGACAAAGUCACUAUCGUUGGAGAAAGUGCCGGUGCAGCCAGUGUGGGUUUCCUACUUCUUGCUCCCCAAUCAAAAGAAGAAGGCCUUUUUAGGAACGCCAUUGCCGAAUCUGGCUCAAUGCUUGCUGAUUGGGCUGUAGACCGUAAUUCAACUAAACACGGAUAUGUAAUAGCUGAAUUGGCUGGAUGUCCACUUGAGCCAUAUGCCGACUUGUUGCACUGUCUGCGAAGCGUUGACGUCAAAACCCUACGCGACGCUCAAUAUUAUUUCUCUACUAACGACACUUUAAACGGCGGGUUGGGUUUUGGAGGACAAUCUCCUAUAAUUCAGACCACCGGAAAAGUUCGUUAUUUGACAGACGAGCCAAGAAAGUUGAUCGAAAGUGGGAAUUACCACACGGAAGCUCAUUUAAUGUUUGGCGCUAAUGAAGGUGAAGGUAUCAUGGCUUUAGACAUGACGCUGAACUUGUACAUCCGACCGAACGAUCUUGAAAAUGAUACGAAUUUUUGGAAAUAUGACGCCGUGAGAGUUGUUAUGGGAGCUUUGGGUAUCCGCGAUGACACCAAAUAUCUCGGAUAUGCAGUUGAUUCUUGUCAGAUAGGAAAUUUCACCGUCAUGAUUCCAGGACUAGUUGAUAUUGCAGGUACCUUGUUCUUGAAAGCCGGGGGUUGGCAAACUGUAUUGCUGCAUACCAAAUAUAAUCCUCACGCUUAUUGGUACUCGUUUGACUUUCUCGGUAAAGUUAGCUUGAUUGGAGCCGAUGAAAUCCUUCCCCGUGGUGUGAUGCACGCUGAAGAAAUCAUGUACCUAUUCACCAUGCCCAUUCCUCACAACGAAACCGAAAAAGAGCUUGGUAAAAAAAAUGAUUGAAGUGUGGACCACUUUCGCCACUUAUGGCGAGCCGACGCCUGCUGGAGUGCCUAUGAGAGAAGGUAUUCCGCAUUGGCCUCCAUACACCCAUGAGAAGAAAGAAUUUAUGGCAAUCAAUAAAUAUUGGAGCGUUAAAAACGACUACACUUUGUAUUACACGGUAACGGUGGACAAGGCGGGACCGAGAAUUGUUAGUCCAUAAACCAAGCAAGAAUGUGCAAGCGCAUAUUGGGAAUCCAAGAAAAAAACGUCACAACACCAAAGCUUGAAGUGCUAACAACCAACAUGUACAACCAAACAUUAAGUGCGCGAAUACUAGAUUUCUAUCCGCUGUCUGCUUUCACCCUGAUAUCUGAAUGAUUCAACUUAUUAUCUGUAGAUUUGAUACGAUACGAUUUUAAAGAGAUGCCAAUAAAUGUAGUCAAUUACCG